GAGCCUGUGUUUGUUUCCGCAGGAGUGGAACGUCACGUGGAACACCAGCAACCCCGACUUCACCAAGUGCUUUCAGAACACCGUCCUCGUGUGGGUGCCUUGCUCUUACCUCUGGGUCUGCUUCCCCUUCUACUUCCUCUAUCUCUCCCGCCAUGACCGGGGCUACAUUCAGAUGACACAUCUCAACAAAGCCAAAACUGCCUUGGGAUUUUUGCUAUGGAUUGUCUGCUGGGCAGACCUCUUCUACUCUUUCUGGGAAAGAAGUCUGGGCAAGCUCCUGGCCCCAGUGUUUCUGGUCAGCCCAACCCUCUUGGGCGUCACCAUGCUGCUUGCUACCUUUUUAAUUCAGAUCGAGAGAAGGAGGGGAGUCCAAUCCUCAGGGAUCAUGCUAACUUUCUGGCUGGUAGCCCUACUGUGUGCCAUUGCAAUCCUGAGAUCCAAAAUCAUGACUGCCUUAAAAGAGGAUGCUGUGGUCGUCGACAUCUUCCGCAAUGUCACUUUCUACAUUUACUUCGCCCUCGUGCUGAUCCAGCUCGUGCUGUCCUGCUUCUCAGACCGCUCGCCUCUGUUCUCGGAAACCAUCCACGACCCUAAUCCUUGCCCAGAAUCCAGCGCCUCCUUCCUUUCCAGGAUCACCUUCUGGUGGAUCACAGGGUUGAUGGUUCAAGGCUACCGGCAGCCCCUGGAGAUCACUGACCUCUGGUCCCUGAACAAGGAGGACAUGUCAGAACAAGUCGUGCCCGUUUUGGUAAAGAACUGGAAGAAGGAAUGUGCCAAGUCCAGAAAGCAGCCGGUGAGGAUCGUGUACUCCUCCAAGGACCCCGCCAAGCCGAAAGGGGGCUCCAAGGUGGAUGUGAAUGAGGAGGCGGAGGCUUUGAUUGUCAAGUCCCCCCAGAAGGAGCGGGACCCGUCCCUGUUCAAGGUGUUAUACAAGACCUUCGGGCCCUACUUCCUCAUGAGCUUCCUCUUCAAGGCCCUGCAUGACCUGAUGAUGUUUGCCGGCCCUGAGAUCUUAAAGUUGCUCAUCAACUUCGUGAACGACAAGAAGGCCCCGGACUGGCAGGGCUACUUCUUCACAGCGCUGCUGUUCAUCAGCGCCUGCCUGCAGACCCUGGUGCUGCAUCAGUACUUCCACAUCUGCUUCGUCAGCGGCAUGCGCAUCAAGUCCGCUGUCAUCGGGGCCGUCUACCGGAAGGCCCUGGUGAUCACCAAUUCAGCCAGAAAAUCCUCCACCGUUGGGGAGAUCGUCAACCUCAUGUCUGUGGACGCCCAGAGGUUCAUGGACCUGGCCACGUACAUUAACAUGAUCUGGUCAGCCCCUCUGCAAGUCAUCCUUGCCCUCUACCUCCUGUGGCUGAACCUGGGCCCCUCCGUCCUGGCCGGGGUGGCGGUGAUGAUCUUCAUGGUGCCGCUCAACGCCAUGAUGGCCAUGAAGACCAAGACCUACCAGGUGGCCCACAUGAAAAGCAAAGACAAUCGGAUUAAGCUGAUGAAUGAAAUUCUCAACGGGAUCAAAGUGCUGAAGCUUUACGCCUGGGAGCUGGCGUUCAAAGAGAAGGUGCUGGCCAUCAGGCAAGAGGAGCUGAAGGUGCUGAAGAAGUCUGCCUACCUGGCCGCCGUGGGUACCUUCACCUGGGUCUGCACACCGUUCCUGGUGGCCCUGUGUACAUUCGCCGUCUACGUGACCAUUGACAAGAACAACAUCCUGGAUGCCCAGAAAGCCUUCGUGUCCUUGGCCUUGUUCAACAUCCUCCGUUUCCCCCUGAAUAUUCUCCCCAUGGUCAUCAGCAGCAUCGUGCAGGCGAGUGUCUCCCUCAAGCGCCUCAGGAUCUUCCUCUCCCACGAGGAACUGGAGCCUGACAGCAUCCAGCGCCUGCCCAUCAAAGACGUGGGGACCACCAACAGCAUCACUGUGAAGAACGCCACGUUCUCAUGGGCCCGGAGCGACCCUCCCACGCUGCAUGGCAUCACCUUCUCCAUCCCGGAAGGUUCCCUGGUAGCCGUGGUGGGCCAGGUGGGCUGUGGGAAGUCGUCGCUGCUGUCAGCACUCUUGGCCGAGAUGGACAAAGUGGAGGGACACGUGGCAAUCAAGGGCUCAGUGGCCUACGUCCCCCAGCAGGCCUGGAUUCAGAAUGUUUCUCUCCGAGAAAACAUCCUGUUUGGACGCCAGCUCCAGGAACGGUAUUAUAAGGCUGUGAUAGAAGCCUGUGCCCUCCUCCCAGACCUGGAAAUCCUGCCCAGCGGGGACCGGACGGAGAUUGGUGAGAAGGGCGUGAACCUGUCUGGGGGCCAGAAGCAGCGCGUGAGCCUGGCCCGGGCUGUGUACUGCAACUCCGACAUCUACCUCUUCGACGAUCCCCUCUCUGCCGUGGACGCCCAUGUGGGGAAGCACAUCUUUGAAAACGUGGUUGGCCCCAAGGGGAUGCUGAAGAACAAGACGCGGCUCCUGGUCACGCACGGGCUCAGCUACCUGCCACAGGUAGAUGUCAUCAUCGUCAUGAGUGGCGGCAAGAUCUCGGAGAUGGGCUCCUACCAGGAGCUGCUGGCCCGGGACGGCGCCUUCGCCGAGUUUCUGCGCACGUACGCCAGCGCCGAGCAGGAGCAGGGGGAGCCGGAAGACGGCUUAGGGGGCAUCAGCAGUCCAGGGAAGGAGGCGAAGCAGAUGGAGAACGGCGUGCUGGUGACGGAGGCAGCGGGGAAGCACCUGCAGAGACAGUUCAGCAGCUCCUCCUCCUACAGCGGGGACGUCGGCCGGCACCACACCAGCACCGCCGAGCUGCAGAAGCCCGGGGCCCAGGCAGAGGACACCUGGAAGCUGAUGGAGGCAGACAAGGCUCAAACAGGGCAGGUCAAGCUCUCCGUGUACUGGGACUACAUGAAGGCGAUCGGGCUGUUCAUCUCCUUCCUGAGCAUCUUCCUUUUCCUGUGUAACCACGUUGCCGCCCUGGUCUCUAACUAUUGGCUCAGUCUGUGGACGGACGACCCCAUCGUCAACGGGACCCAAGAGCACACGAAAGUCCGACUGAGCGUCUACGGAGCCCUGGGCAUCUCACAAGGGGUGACGGUGUUCGCCUACUCCAUGGCCGUGUCCAUCGGGGGCAUCUUCGCCUCCCGCCGCCUGCACCUGGACCUGCUGCAUAACGUCCUCCGGUCGCCCAUGAGCUUCUUUGAGCGAACGCCCAGCGGGAACCUGGUGAACCGCUUCUCCAAGGAGCUGGACACGGUGGACUCGAUGAUCCCACAGGUCAUCAAGAUGUUCAUGGGCUCCCUGUUCAACGUGGUGGGCGCCUGCAUCAUCAUCCUGCUGGCCACCCCCGUGGCAGCCGUCAUCAUCCCCCCCCUGGGCCUCAUUUACUUCUUUGUCCAGAGGUUCUACGUGGCCUCCUCCCGGCAGCUGAAGCGCCUCGAGUCCGUCAGCCGCUCCCCAGUUUAUUCCCACUUCAACGAGACCUUGCUGGGGGUCAGCGUCAUCCGCGCCUUCGAGGAACAGGAGCGCUUCAUCCGCCAGAGCGACCUAAAGGUGGACGAGAACCAGAAGGCCUAUUACCCCAGCAUCGUGGCCAACAGGUGGCUGGCCGUACGACUGGAGUUUGUGGGCAAUUGCAUCGUCCUGUUUGCUGCCCUGUUCGCCGUAAUCUCCCGGCACAACCUCAGUGCUGGCUUGGUGGGCCUCUCAGUGUCUUACUCACUGCAGAUCACCGCAUACUUGAACUGGCUUGUUCGGAUGUCAUCUGAAAUGGAAACCAACAUUGUGGCUGUGGAGAGACUAAAGGAGUAUUCAGACACCGAGAAGGAGGCUCCCUGGCGAAUCCCGGAGGUGGCUCCGCCCAGCACCUGGCCCCAGGUGGGCCGAGUGGAAUUCCGGGACUACGGCCUGCGUUACCGAGACGACCUGGACCUGGUUCUCAAGCACAUCAAUGUCACCAUCGAUGGAGGGGAAAAGGUUGGCAUCGUGGGGCGGACGGGAGCCGGGAAGUCAUCCCUGACCCUGGGCUUGUUUCGGAUCAAUGAGUCGGCCGAGGGGGAGAUCGUCAUUGAUGACGUCAACAUCGCCCAGAUCGGCCUGCACGACCUCCGCUUCAAGAUCACCAUCAUCCCACAGGAUCCAGUUUUGUUUUCAGGUUCCCUCCGCAUGAACCUGGACCCGUUCAGCCAGUACUCAGAGGAAGAGGUCUGGACGUCCCUGGAGCUGGCCCACCUCAAGGGCUUCGUGUCCGCCCUUCCCGAUAAGCUGAACCACGAGUGCGCGGAAGGCGGGGAGAACCUGAGCGUUGGGCAACGUCAGCUCGUGUGCCUGGCCCGGGCCCUGCUGAGGAAGACGAAGAUCCUUGUGUUGGAUGAGGCCACAGCGGCCGUGGACCUGGAAACGGACGACCUCAUUCAGUCCACCAUCCGGACGCAGUUCCAUGACUGCACCGUCCUCACCAUCGCCCACCGGCUCAACACCAUCAUGGACUACACCAGGGUGAUCGUCCUGGACAAAGGGGAGAUCCGGGAGCACGGCUCCCCCUCUGAGCUCCUGCAGCAGCGAGGUCUCUUCUACGGCAUGGCCAAAGAUGCCGGCUUGGUGUGAGCCCGGAGCGGGUGCAGCUGGUCAGAACUGCGGGGCCGACGUGCCCGCAGCCAGGGAUGAAUCAGCCCCCUUGGGAACCCAAGGCUCUCGUAGACUGAAACCAAAAAAAAAACAAAAACAAACCUAAACCAAAACACACACACACACAGAUACACACAGCAGCCACCCUCUGGCCCCCCCGGCUGGCAUGGGCCGUGAAGAAACAGGAGCAACACAGAGACGUGGUCCCCGCAAGACACGCACACCCUGGCCUCUUGCCCCCAUAGAUGCACAUGUGUUCUCACACCACUGGGGGGCAUGUGUGCCUGCAGCGCCCCGUGGGAGCUUAGGGCUGCCAGAAUUCCAGAGAAACCAGUUGUGUCCAGUAUGCUAGUGACCAGAUCCCGCCCAUGGCCUCACUUCUUUCCUGCCGACGGCUGUGGGUCCCAGGCUUUCGAGAAGCUCCCUGGUCCCCAGCCCCUCUCCGUCCUUGUCUGGCGCCACUCAGCUGCUUCCUCUCCUCAGGGCUGUGGUUUAGAGGUGAGGGGCCUGGUGAAGUUCCCUGCCGCCCUCGAGGUCUCUGGCCAUUCUUCUCACCCGCCAGCUGGUCUUCCAGCUGCUCCGAAGCUGGGAACCAACGGGCUGGCGCCGCCUCCACCAGGACUUGGGCACCUCGGACCGGAGGUGGCCUCAUCCCUGGGGCUGGACUCUGGGGGGCCUGGCCUCGGGUCUCCAGGCCGCUCACCUCUCUGCAUCCAGCCUCUUCCUGCCUCCCUCCCUCCCUUUGCCCGGGGCUAGAAAGGCCUUGCUCCUCCAGGCCUUCAAAGCCAAGAGCGCGGGGUUCCCCCCGACCGUGACCAUGACCCGUGACCACCCGUGACUGGGUGGUACAGAGAAAAGCCCCGCUGAGCCACCUCCUCCUCCCUUUCUCCCCCGGGGUGGUGGCGUGGAGAGCUGGACUUACGGUUACCCCGUCUCUUCCCGGACAAGAGGAGACCCAUUCACGAGUACCAGUGAUUUGCUUUUUCUUCGUUUCUCUCCCUGGAGCCAUACUUUAAAAACAGUCUCAAGAUUUUGAUUUCUUGGGAGAAAGUCCUGGGGCGAGGAGCAGCAUCCCCGGGAGUGGCCAGGGGGCCCGGCUUCCGGCAGUUGGUCCCUGUAGUUCCUGGAAAGAAAUAGGCGGUGGGGGUGGGGGGGGUCCUUUCUUCAAGGCCUGUGAGGUCCCUCGCUUAGAGACCAAAGUGAGACCCAAAAAGCAAAGAGGUCGUGGCUGCCCCAAGAUUCCUGCUCGCUAUGUGAAUUUCAGUGCUGACUUCAAACCAGAGAAGCAUCUUUCUUCUUUUAGGUGGAAAUAUAUAUAUUUAUUUUUUGUAAGUUAAACCAUUCUCUCACAUUGGAUAAACCAAGCGUUUCUUGGGGAUCUUUUUGUAAUGACUUAACACUGGAAACGUGAACUUUUGCAAAUAAUUUGCAGUAAAAAAAUAUUUUAUUUCUUUCUAAAA
Molecule: messenger RNA, 6054 nt
Organism: Sus scrofa (pig)
Lineage: Eukaryota; Metazoa; Chordata; Mammalia; Artiodactyla; Suidae
Gene: ABCC1
Product: ATP binding cassette subfamily C member 1
Biological process (GO): xenobiotic transport; glutathione transmembrane transport
Cellular component (GO): basolateral plasma membrane
Molecular function (GO): ATP binding; glutathione transmembrane transporter activity; ABC-type xenobiotic transporter activity
Source: RefSeq, a predicted model, not a curated record